AUGCCAGCUGGUGGUGACACGGCCAAGUCGUCCGCAAAGAGCGCCCCCACGCUUCUACUGGACCGCACCAUCCGUUUUGAUACUUCACUUUCUGAGCUUCAGGAGCAAACCAGUCGUGGGGAGCGGAUCUUAAUGAGACUUUCUCCCGUGGAGGAUACAAAAGGGAAUAGCGGUAAGGAAGGCGUUUUGUACGUUACGAACCUUCGUUUCAUGUGGCAUAGCAGUCACCGUGUGCGAAACAACCUUUCCGUGGGUUAUUACGGUGUGUACAAUAUGAGUGUGCAGAUGGUCGAGACGCGGCUGCGUGGUCACGCGGAGGCACUUCGCAUAACUGCUAGGUAUGGAUCGAAUAGGUUUGAGUUCUUUUUUACUCAUCCAAGUGAGGACCGUCGGUCACGGUUGAGUGCUGUACGUUUAGUGUGGCGUGCAUACGAUACCACUCGUAUUUACCGUGAGGUGCGGCUGCGUAGCUGUGCAGUGCGUGACGGAGAGUUGCUGCUUCUUAAGGGCGAGAGGCUCGUGACACGCGUAAAGGGCGUGAGCAAUGUGAGUAGUGAACAGGGGCAUAUUGGAACCUUCUUUACAACAAACCUGCGCCUUCUGUGGUGUUCGGACACCUCAGCGGAGUUCAACAUAUCGAUCCCUUUUCUGCAGAUUGCUGCAAUGCGCAUUCAGGAUACCGAGUUUGGCUUGUCUCUCAUGGUUGAGACCACCGCAUCCGUCGACUCGUACGUCAUUGGUUUCCGCGUAGAUCCCGUCGCGCGGCUGGAUCAGCUCUUUAAGGAGUGCACGUCGCUGCUGAAUGCCUUCAAAACCCACCCUAACCUCGGUGUGGCCGUUACUUUGCAGGAUGUGACAGCGGGAAAUGAUGACGAGGUGUCGGCGAUGUUGGGGGCGGCUGAAGGCGCUUCCGUCGGCCCGCAGCCUCGCGAGUUGGAUGGUGAAAAUGUUGUGCAGGAGGUGGCGACUGAUGCCUUUGCGGCGUAUUACGUGGGGAUUGGGCAGAAGGGAGCCGAUCGCAAACCCGAGUACAACGCUUCCAUAGGGCUCGCAGUGGAGAAGUUGCGUAAUGGUGUUACAUUGCAGGAUUUGUGGAAUGUCGUGACAUAA
Messenger RNA from Trypanosoma brucei brucei TREU927, 1110 nucleotides. RefSeq lists its product as hypothetical. Gene Ontology annotation, molecular function: phosphatidylinositol-3-phosphate binding. NCBI's taxonomy places the organism in Eukaryota, Euglenozoa, Kinetoplastea, Trypanosomatida, Trypanosomatidae. The coding region runs from base 1 to 1110 and encodes 369 amino acids. The transcript has a single exon. The record is from RefSeq and is a predicted model, not a curated record. Gene Ontology annotation, cellular component: BBSome; ciliary basal body. Gene Ontology annotation, biological process: cilium assembly; intracellular transport.